This is a messenger RNA of Magnolia sinica, 2530 nucleotides long. RefSeq names its product conserved oligomeric Golgi complex subunit 4. The coding region runs from base 203 to 2467 and encodes 754 amino acids. NCBI's taxonomy places the organism in Eukaryota, Viridiplantae, Streptophyta, Magnoliopsida, Magnoliales, Magnoliaceae. The transcript is spliced from 2 exons. The record is from RefSeq and is a predicted model, not a curated record.
AGUUGCUUAGAACUCAAUCCGAUUUCUUCCUUCCCUCUCCAAGCUGGGAGCGGAUUAGCUGUUACGGAAGCAAAGACCCCUCCAAGCUCGCCUUCGAAUCGAAACGGAAGCAAAGACUCACUUCUCUCCCCUCUUCCACCAUCACCAUCCAUCAGGCGAUGUAGAUUUCUCUACACCAAUCCCAGCCGUCAAAAAACCCAAAAUGUCGACCCUCAACGGACCCGCCUCCCCCUCUCUCUCCAUCUCCGUCCCCACAACCGUACCCGAACCCGACACAUCCGACGCAGCGACUCCCGCCCCUCCCAAUUUCGGCACUCCGGAAACCCUAGCCCAGAUCCGAACCCUCACCGACGUUGGCGCCAUGACCCGCCUUCUCCACGAAUGCAUCGCCUACCAGCGGUCCCUUGAUCUCGGCCUCGAAUCCCUCCUCUCCCACCGCACGGAUCUCGAUCGUCACCUCGUCUCCCUCCACCGCUCUUCUGACGUCCUCGACAUUGUCCGCGCCGACUCCGAUCACAUGCUCUCUUCCGUCCGCUCCACGGCCGAUCUCGCUGACCAUGUCAGCCGCAAGGUCCGCGAGCUCGACCUUGCCCAGUCUCGCGUCCAGUCCACCCUCUCCCGCAUCGAUGCCAUCGUCGAGCGUGCCAAUUGCAUAGAUGGCGUCAAGAAAGCACUCGAGUCUGAGGACUACGAAUCUGCCGCCAAUUUCGUCAGCACGUUCCUUCAGAUCGAUGCGAAGUACAAGGACUCGGGAUCCGAGCAGCGGGACCAGCUCCUGGAGUCGAAGCGCCAGCUGGAGUCGAUCGUGCGGAAGAGACUCGACACUGCUGUUGAUCAGCGGGACCACCCUACGAUCCUGCGGUUCGUGCGGCUUUUCUCACCGUUGGGGCUUGAGCAAGACGGGUUGCAGAUUUAUGUCUUUUAUUUGAAGAAGGUCAUCAAUUUGAGGUCAAAGCUGGAGUUUGAGCACCUGCUGGAGCUUGCGGAGCAGAAUGUGGGCCAGAAUCAGGUGAAUUUCGUUGGGUGCUUGACGAAUCUGUUCAAAGACAUUGUGCUUGCAGUCGAAGAAAAUGAUGAGAUCUUGCGUAGCCUUUGUGGGGAGGAUGGCGUUGUCUAUGCAAUCUGUGAGCUUCAAGAAGAGUGCGAUUCGAUGGGGUCGAAGAUCUUGGAGAAGUACAUGGAAUACCGAAAGCUGGCUCAAUUAGCAUCAGAAAUCAAUUCUUAUAGCAAGGACUUACUUUCUGUGGGGUCUGCUGAAGGACCUGAUCCGAGGGAGGUUGAGUUGUAUUUGGAAGAGAUCCUGUCGUUGACUCAGCUGGGUGAGGAUUACAUGGAGUUCAUGGUGUCAAAGAUCAGGGGACUGAGUUCUGUCGAUCCGGAGCUGGGCCCACGGGCCACAAAGGCAUUCCGGAGUGGGAAGUUUAACAGGAUGGUGCAGGAUCUUACUGGAUUUUAUGUGAUUCUGGAGGAAUUUUUCAUGGUGGAGAAUGUGAGGAAGGCGAUAAAGAUUGACGAGCAGGUGGUUGAUAGUCUCACGACUUCGAUGGUCGAUGAUGUGUUCUAUGUUCUGCAGAGCUGCUGCAGACGGGCGAUUUCGACUUCAAAUAUCAAUUCGGUGCUUGCGGUUUUGAGUGGUGCAAUGAAUCUGUUAAGCAAUGAAUAUCAAGAGGCAUUGCAGCAGAAAAUGAGGGAGCCGAAUUUGGGGGCGAAGCUGUUCUUGGGGGGUGUUUGUGUGCAGAAGACCGGAAUGGAGAUCGCUACUGCUUUGAAUAAUAUGGACGUAAGUAGCGAGUAUGUCCUGAAACUGCGGCAUGAGAUCGAGGAGCAGUGCUCAGAGGUGUUCCCUGCACCAGCUGACAGAGAAAGAGUGAAGUCCUGUUUAUCUGAGUUGAGUGAAAUAAGCAACGGUUUCAAGCAAACCCUAAAGGCCGGCAUGGAGCAACUGGUCGCAACUGUGACACCCCGCAUCCGCCCAGUGCUUGACAGUGUGGCGACCAUCAGCUAUGAGCUCUCUGAAGCUGAGUAUGCGGAAAAUGAGGUGAAUGAUCCGUGGGUCCAGAAGCUUCUCCAUGCUGUCGAGACCAACGCAGCAUGGCUACAACCUGCAAUGACAACCAACAACUACGACCUGUUCAUCCAUCUGAUCAUUGAUUUCAUUGUGAAGAGGCUCGAAGCUAUCAUGAUGCAGAAAAGGUUCACCCAGCUUGGCGGACUGCAGCUCGACAGGGAUGCAAGGGCAUUGGUGAGCCAUUUCUCCGGCAUGACUCAGAGGACGGUGAGAGACAAGUUCGCCCGCCUCACUCAGAUGGCAACCAUUCUCAACUUGGAGAAAGUAUCUGAGAUACUAGACUUCUGGGGAGAGAACUCGGGACCAAUGACAUGGCGACUCACUCCCGCGGAGGUGAGGAGGGUGUUGGGUCUCAGGGUUGAUUUUAAACCCGAAUCAAUAGCCACUCUUAAAUUGUAACAAGAUAUGACUUUUGAUGUGGAUCUUCUGAUUUACUUUUUUUAAUUUUUAUUUUUAAUUUUU